This is a messenger RNA of Mus musculus (house mouse), 2716 nucleotides long. RefSeq names its product tec protein tyrosine kinase (gene Tec). Gene Ontology annotation, molecular function: protein kinase activity; ATP binding; protein tyrosine kinase activity. Bases 265 to 2157 code for a protein of 630 amino acids. The record is from RefSeq and is a predicted model, not a curated record. The transcript has 19 exons. Gene Ontology annotation, biological process: intracellular signal transduction. Gene Ontology annotation, cellular component: plasma membrane; cytoplasm; cytoskeleton. NCBI's taxonomy places the organism in Eukaryota, Metazoa, Chordata, Mammalia, Rodentia, Muridae.
UGGAUUCUCCAUCUGUUUCUAGUUUCAGUUUUAGCUGCUGUCCUGUCUGAAGUGGGACUCUGUGGCUUUGAUUUGCAUUUUCCUGCUGACAAAUGGACCCAAACACUGUUUCCUUGCUAUUGGUCACUUGUGUCGGACGACACUGAGGACACAGAGGAUGUCCGAAGAAUGAAAUGAGCAGAUGGAACUUUGAAGGCUGAGUCAACGGGCAGAGGGAAUCCGGAGAUCGUCAAUGGCAGGAGAAAGAGCAACCAGAAGACCGAGAUGAAUUUCAACACUAUCCUAGAAGAGAUUCUUAUUAAAAGGUCCCAGCAGAAAAAGAAGACAUCACCCUUAAACUACAAAGAGAGACUUUUUGUACUUACAAAAUCCGUGUUGAGCUACUAUGAGGGUCGAGCGGAGAAGAAAUACAGAAAGGGCGUCAUUGAUAUUUCCAAAAUCAAGUGUGUGGAGAUAGUGAAGAACGAUGAUGGUGUCAUUCCCUGUCAAAAUAAAUUUCCAUUCCAGGUUGUUCAUGAUGCUAAUACACUUUAUAUUUUUGCACCUAGUCCACAAAGCAGGGACCGAUGGGUGAAGAAGUUAAAAGAAGAAAUAAAGAACAACAAUAAUAUCAUGAUUAAAUACCAUCCUAAAUUCUGGGCAGAUGGGAGUUACCAGUGUUGUAGACAAACAGAAAAACUAGCACCCGGAUGUGAGAAGUACAAUCUUUUUGAGAGUAGUAUAAGAAAGACCCUGCCUCCCGCGCCAGAAAUAAAGAAGAGAAGGCCUCCUCCACCAAUUCCCCCAGAGGAAGAAAAUACUGAAGAAAUCGUUGUAGCGAUGUAUGACUUCCAAGCGACGGAAGCACAUGACCUCAGGUUAGAGAGAGGCCAAGAGUAUAUCAUCCUGGAAAAGAAUGACCUCCAUUGGUGGAGAGCGAGAGAUAAGUAUGGGAGUGAAGGAUAUAUCCCAAGUAAUUACGUCACAGGGAAGAAAUCCAACAACUUAGAUCAAUAUGAGUGGUACUGCAGAAAUACCAACAGAAGCAAAGCAGAACAGCUCCUCAGAACGGAAGAUAAAGAAGGUGGUUUUAUGGUGAGAGACUCCAGUCAACCAGGCUUGUACACUGUCUCCCUUUACACAAAGUUUGGGGGAGAAGGCUCAUCAGGUUUCAGGCAUUAUCACAUAAAGGAAACAGCAACAUCCCCAAAGAAGUAUUACCUGGCAGAGAAGCAUGCUUUCGGGUCCAUUCCUGAGAUCAUUGAAUAUCACAAGCACAAUGCGGCAGGGCUUGUCACCAGGCUGCGGUACCCGGUCAGUACAAAGGGGAAGAACGCUCCCACUACUGCCGGCUUCAGCUAUGAUAAGUGGGAGAUUAACCCAUCAGAGCUGACCUUUAUGAGAGAGUUGGGGAGCGGACUGUUUGGAGUGGUGAGGCUUGGCAAGUGGCGGGCCCAGUACAAAGUGGCCAUCAAAGCUAUCCGGGAAGGCGCCAUGUGUGAAGAGGAUUUCAUAGAGGAAGCUAAAGUCAUGAUGAAGCUGACACACCCCAAGCUGGUACAGCUCUAUGGUGUAUGCACCCAGCAGAAGCCCAUCUACAUCGUUACCGAGUUCAUGGAACGGGGCUGCCUUCUGAAUUUCCUCCGGCAGAGACAAGGCCAUUUCAGCAGAGACAUGCUGCUAAGCAUGUGUCAAGAUGUCUGUGAAGGGAUGGAGUACCUGGAGAGAAACAGCUUCAUCCACAGAGACCUGGCUGCCAGAAAUUGUCUAGUGAAUGAAGCAGGAGUUGUCAAAGUAUCUGAUUUUGGAAUGGCCAGGUACGUUCUGGAUGAUCAGUACACAAGUUCUUCUGGCGCCAAGUUCCCUGUGAAGUGGUGUCCCCCAGAAGUGUUUAAUUACAGCCGCUUUAGCAGCAAGUCAGACGUCUGGUCGUUUGGUGUGCUAAUGUGGGAAAUAUUCACAGAAGGCAGGAUGCCCUUUGAGAAGAACACCAAUUACGAAGUGGUAACCAUGGUGACUCGUGGCCACCGCCUCCACCGGCCAAAGCUGGCUUCCAAAUAUUUGUAUGAGGUGAUGCUGAGAUGCUGGCAAGAGAGACCAGAGGGAAGGCCUUCCUUUGAAGACUUGCUGCGUACGAUAGAUGAACUAGUUGAAUGUGAAGAAACUUUUGGAAGAUGAAUGGUGGCCCCAGUUUCCAAGGCAAGAGGAAGAAAUGGUGUGCCAUCGGAACGCAAUUCUCUUGGCACCUGGGAGUAUAGACUGCUCUGCUUACAACACGGGAGCCCCAGCGCAUCUGCUGCUGAUCCAGCCUGAGCUCAGUGGCUGCUUUGCCGGCUGCACAGAUGGUCUCUCAGAGCUGGUGACUUGAAGCACUCAUUUUGCUCAUUUCUUCAAGGGUUUGAGUGCCAGCCAUGUAUACCAGGCUCUGUGCCCAGGCCUCAGGAGAUGAACAUGGGACUAUGCUAGCUGAUGCUAGCAGAAAGCCAGGGUGGUUGUGAUGGGGACGAGUCAUGUCCCAGCGUCUCUUCCAUGCCCUUUGGCUUUUACAUAAACCUGGGCCUGGAGUGUUGUCUACCACUGAGUUCUAGGAAAAGCAGGAACCCACCUGGAUACGUAGUAAUCCUCUGUUUUGGAAACAUCUCUUUCCAAACUUGUUCUUAGUAGUAUGCUUAAAAAUUUGUAUAUUGUAUAUAUUGUAAAUACAUAUAAUAUAUAAAGUUAUAUAUUUAUAAGUAAC